Messenger RNA from Doryrhamphus excisus (bluestripe pipefish), 3983 nucleotides. It is a transcript of the gene ssbp4, whose product is annotated as single stranded DNA binding protein 4. Gene Ontology annotation, molecular function: protein binding; single-stranded DNA binding. Gene Ontology annotation, cellular component: nucleus. Gene Ontology annotation, biological process: positive regulation of transcription by RNA polymerase II. The record is from RefSeq and is a predicted model, not a curated record. NCBI's taxonomy places the organism in Eukaryota, Metazoa, Chordata, Actinopteri, Syngnathiformes, Syngnathidae.
GGGAGGAAAAACACUGAAGGGGUAGCUAUGGAGAUGGAGCGUUUUCCUGGCUGCUUUCUUUGACAGGUGUUGAGUGGGGCAAAAGUCUUAAAACAGAAUCCAGCAUGUACGCCAAAGGUAAAGGAGCCGUGGUCCCUUCCGACAGCCAAGCGAGAGAAAAGUUAGCUUUAUACGUCUAUGAGUAUUUGCUGCAUGUCGGCGCACAGAAAUCAGCACAGACCUUCCUGUCUGAGAUACGAUGGGAGAAGAACAUCACGCUCGGGGAACCUCCGGGAUUUUUACACUCGUGGUGGUGCGUAUUCUGGGACCUCUACUGCGCCGCCCCAGACCGGAGAGAGACAUGCGAACAUUCCAGCGAGGCCAAGGCUUUCCAUGAUUAUAGUGCGGCCGCAGCUCCCAGUCCAGUGAUGGGCAACAUGCCACCCAACGAUGGCAUGCCAGGAGGACCCAUGCCCCCAGGUUUCUUUCAAGGACCUCCAGGAUCACAGCCCUCCCCCCAUACACAGCCACCCCCACACAACCCGAGCAAUCCCAUGAUGGGACCUCACGGACAGCCAUUUAUGUCACCGCGAUACCCAGGUGGGCCAAGGCCCGCACUUCGUAUGCCAAAUCAGCCGCCAGGGAGCAUCCCCGGGUCACAGCCCCUCCUGCCAAACAGCCUGGACCCCACCAGACCUCAAGGACAUCCAAACAUGGGAGGUCCAAUGAGAAUGAACCCCCCUCGAGGGAUGGGUGGCAUGGGCCCACAGAAUUACGGUGGAGGGAUGAGGCCGCCUCCAAACUCCAUGGGUCCAGGGAUGCCCGGCAUGAACAUGGGUCCGGGUGGAAGAGGUCCAUGGCCUAAUCCCAACAACAACUCAAUAGCUUAUUCGUCUUCAUCUCCAGGCAACUAUGUGGGCCCCCCAGGGGGAGGAGGCCCACCAGGAACUCCCAUUAUGCCGAGCCCUGGAGAUUCAACAAACUCCAGUGAAAACAUUUACACAAUGAUGAACCCCAUAGGCCCUGGUGGAAACAGACCUAAUUUCCCAAUGGGACCAGGUCCUGACGGGCCCAUGGGUGGGAUGGGUGCAAUGGAGCAGCAUCAUAUGAACGGCUCGCUAGGCUCUGGCGACAUGGAUGGGUUGCCAAAGAAUUCUCCCAACAACAUGGCAGGCAUGAACAAUCCUCCCGGCACUCCGCGGGAUGAUGGCGAGAUGGCAGGCAACUUUUUAAACCCAUUCCAAAGUGAAAGUUAUUCACCCAACAUGACGAUGAGUGUGUGAUUUUAUUUUAUUUUAUCUUUUAUUUUACGUUUUCCAUCUCCCUUUAUCCCACCCUCUCUCCCCGGUGCGUCUUGCAUUGCCCCUUCAUCCUCUUCUCCUUCUGUCUGGACCGGUGUGUGAUGCCGCCCAGCCCCUAGGGAUGCCCAUGGACAGCAGGACUCCCCUCAAGGGCCCCCACCCCAGCGUGUGUAAAAUGGGUGUAAGAACAUGAGACUUUCUUUCUGGCCCCCCCACCUCGUCUUGAGCCUCGGAGCCUAAAUCUCUCAACACCCCUACACCAUCAUUCAUGAUGCCCCCUUCUCCAUGAUCACCACCUGCUGGCAUGGCGAGGGAUGUUUAAAGACACAGAUUUGAUCCUUCAGGACACUAUUUUUUAAUCUUUGUAUUUUUGUUGUCGUCUUUUGUGUAAAGGGCAAUUUAUUUUCAACAAGAGUGCCUGCAAAUCCUAAAAUGUGUAUUUUUUGUCCCCUAAAUCAACAAUUUAUCAAUUUAUUUUGGAGUUCAAUCUCACCUGCUUUCCACUCCAGAGGACGCCUUCUGUUGUUUCCUUUGGAAUGGAUCACAUUGAAUGCAGCACGCUAAUACUUCCAAGGCCUCCUCUGUUUCGCCUCACGUCACAUAUGAAGAUGACAACGGUGUCUUUGGGCCACACUGAAAAAAAGAGAAACAUAGUAUGAACAUUAAGAAUUAUUUCCUGUCAUUUUCUUUUCUUGAAGAAAUACAUCUUUAUGAUAAUAUGAUAUUGAGAAUUUAUCCUUCCAAUGUUGUUUCUUUGUUUUUUGUGUAAUUUUACCAAUAUCUCUUUGUAACAUUACAACAUUUUUUUUUAAUAUUGGUAAAUUAUCCUUGCAAGAUUGCAACUUUUUGCGGGGGGAAUAUUGCUACUUUGUUUACUUAUUUUCGGAACUUCUUUUUGCAAGAAUACAUAUUUUUUCCUUGUGAUAUUACAACCUAAUUUUCCUAAUAUUCCAUCUUUAUACUUCUCUCUUGUAACGUGAAUUUCACUUUUUCUUCUCAUAGUUUCUUGUUACAUUACAAAUUUCUUCUCGCAAGAUUAUGAAUAACUAUCCAUUUUCUAUAUGUAUGCUGGAGUCUAUGCCAACUGACUUUGGCCAAGAGGACUGGUCGCCAGCCAAUCACAGGGCACAAAUAGGACAAUUAACCUAACUGCAUGUUUUUGGAGGAAACCGGGAACAUCCUCCAGAUCUCCUGACUGUGUAGCCAACAUGCUAACCACAAGUCCACCGUGUGGCUAAUUUUCUAAUAUAACGUUAUUUUCAUAAGAUUUCGGCUAUAAUCCCUCAAAAUAAUAAUUACAUUUUUUUUAGUAUGACUUUGUGCAAUGUUACGUUUUGCUUGUGAUUUGCAUGAAGUUGCGACUUUCUUCUUGCAAGAUUAUGACUUUUUCCUUGUAAUAUGAUGGCAAGAUAAUGACAAUUUCAAUUAUUUUUCCUUAAGGUGCAACUUCAUUUGAUUACAUUUUUCUAUUGGCAAGAUAACAAUUGUGAUUUUUUUUCUUGUAAGUUUGUGGGUUUUGGUUUUUUUUGUCUUGAAAAAGAAAUAUGUUUGAUAUCAUAAUAAGAAGACACAACAUUAUGAUGUCAUUCCUCUUAAAAUGGCAAUAGUUUUGACUUUUCAGUGUGGCCCUGAUACUCUUGAUACUCCUUUGUACAUUGACAUCUAGGCCAUAGAGGUUCCUGGAUCCAGACUAUUUAGCUGGGGGCAAAGGUCACACCAAUAUUAUAUGUAUGGUUUAUAUCUGUUUUUGUUGUUUUUACAUUGAGUAUAAUCACCUGUAAGAGGAGCCCAGAAAAACUGCAGACAAAGACGAGCACAGUGACAUAUGAUGAUGUUGAUGAUGAUGGUUAAAACAAUGUUUUUGAAGGGAUAAGAAACCUUUUCCGUGGCAUCGCAAUUGUUUUAUAGACGCCAGUUUAAUAAUAAUGGUGAUAUCAAUGUGACUUUUACCAGGAACAUGACCAGGAUUUGGCUCUGAGGGUCAAUGUGGGGACACCCACCCUCCCUUUCUUCCCUCGAGUACUAUCCCACAACCCCAUAAGUUCUCUUUUUUUAUUUUAAUUUUUGGUGUAAAUACUGUACAAUGCAUUUUGAUAUCAUGGACAUGUUUUGAUAUGUCAGUCACUACCAAUGAGUACAGCUGAGAGUAAAUUAUUAAUAAUAAAACUGUCCAUGUUUUUCAUAGAGAAAGAUGGCUGGCGGGGCUAAACUAAAAAUGUUGUUAUAGGACGCAGAGACAACACAAUGUUACUUUUAGCUAUGAAUAAUCAUUAAUUUGACCUCAUAUUGCAGUUUUUUUGAUAUGAAGGAUUUCGCUCUUUUUUUUAGCAAUUUAAGAUCACUUUGAAAAAGGAUGACUGUUUAAAAUUAAGAUCUAAAAGUCUAGGGCGUUAAAAACUGUGUCCUUUUGCUAUUGAGUCUUGUAUAGAAGCUCUCUCAGUCCUCUGUGUAUAUGGAUCGUUGGCCAUCUCUGUACUUCUAUUGUGAUGUAUAAUACUGUACCAUUAGGGAGAUUUGCUGGUCAUGUUGAGUGUGGGAGGGGUAGGGAUUAUAAAAAAAAAAAAAGAUUCUCCUGCAGUAUUCAAUAUGAAGCAGUCUGUCUCUUUGGUUUGCUUUGUAUUUCAUGCUAGGAUAGUUUGGAAUCUUGUCUUCUUAGGGACUUAGAUGUCUUGUGUAGCUAAUAAAGAUGUUCUUUGUAUGUUU